AUGGCGUCUCCCGUCAACCCUGGAAAGACCAUGUCGUCAAGACUACUCACCAUGAAGUUUAUGCAACGCGCUGCAGCUUCUCCGACAUCCUUAUCAAAUUCCGCCACUACAACUCCAGACUCGCAUCGCUCCAAACGCCUACGAUAUAGCGGGGGGGCUCCUACAGUAACUAAUAGCCCCUCUUCUCAUUCUGAUGCCAUAAACGCCGCGCUAGCUAUCGAGGAAGAGAAGCGGGCCAAAGCAGCCGAGCUCGAGGCAGAGCGAGCCGGCGAGACCCGAUGGGUCUUCAGUUUUCAGGAUCCAUCUGCCGGAAAAGGCACAGAAACUGACGGGGCGCUUCGCGUCGUCACAGGUGGCUAUGCAGACAUCGACGAUUCAGACGACGAACCCAUGGGACGCUUCAGCUUCGGAAAAAGGCAAAGCAAGGCCGACAGCGAUACUGAGAAGGAAGAAUCAGGCGAAGAGGGCGAAGAUGCUAUCAAAGAAGAAGAUAACAAGGAUGACCACGAUGAUGAUUAUGAUGACGAUGACGACACUGGUAAUGAAGAUGCUGACCCUGCAGCUACUAUGAUCAAGGAGGAGCGCAAGAAGGCACUUGAAGAAGCGCGACUGAAGCUGAAGCAGAGACGGAAGGACAAAGAUAAAAAGAUGGCAAGAGCCGGCGCUGAUCGACGCAAAAAAUCAGUGAAGCUUAAUGUCCCAAAACGUGUUCUAGCAAACGGGGAUCGACACGAAAAACUAACGGAAGUAAGACGUGAUGGUCUGUCCAAGGCUGUGAGAGACAUGUCGGAUGUGGUCUGCCAUAGAUGCAAGAAGCCUGGGCAUAUGAAAGCCGAGUGUCCUCUCUCCAAGAGAAUGAACGGCUUUGGCGGCGGCGGGGGCCUAAAAUUGGAAUACUGA
Messenger RNA from Pseudovirgaria hyperparasitica, 900 nucleotides. RefSeq lists its product as uncharacterized. Lineage: Eukaryota; Fungi; Ascomycota; Dothideomycetes; Acrospermales; Acrospermaceae. The record is from RefSeq and is a predicted model, not a curated record. Gene Ontology annotation, molecular function: nucleic acid binding; zinc ion binding. The transcript has 2 exons. The coding region runs from base 1 to 900 and encodes 299 amino acids.